Messenger RNA from Cladophialophora psammophila CBS 110553, 336 nucleotides. RefSeq lists its product as uncharacterized. The transcript is spliced from 3 exons. Gene Ontology annotation, molecular function: protein heterodimerization activity; chromatin binding. The coding region runs from base 1 to 336 and encodes 111 amino acids. The record is from RefSeq and is a predicted model, not a curated record. NCBI's taxonomy places the organism in Eukaryota, Fungi, Ascomycota, Eurotiomycetes, Chaetothyriales, Herpotrichiellaceae. Gene Ontology annotation, cellular component: Fanconi anaemia nuclear complex; FANCM-MHF complex. Gene Ontology annotation, biological process: resolution of meiotic recombination intermediates; replication fork processing.
AUGGCUUCUGCGUCAGAUGCAGAAGCGGAGUCCCUGCAGAAGAAACUCAGAUCUGCUCUAUGGUUCCAGAUUGGGAAGAUGGUCGACGAAGAGAGCAUCAACCUGGGAGUCAAUGCGACGCCGCAGUUCAUCGGCAGUCUGAUGGAACUGGUAUGGGCACAGAUUGGAAAUGCCGCGAUUGACCUCGAAGCAUUUGCAAAGCACGCAGGAAGAUCCACGAUCAAAACAGACGAUGUCAUGCUACUUUCUCGGCGAAAUGAAGGAUUAGAGCAGAUCCUCCGCGAUGAAUUGAAGCAACUCGAGCAAGCAAAGGCCAGAAACGAUAAGACCAAAUGA